This is a messenger RNA of Dictyostelium discoideum AX4, 6114 nucleotides long. RefSeq lists its product as hypothetical. Bases 1 to 6114 code for a protein of 2037 amino acids. The transcript is spliced from 4 exons. NCBI's taxonomy places the organism in Eukaryota, Evosea, Eumycetozoa, Dictyosteliales, Dictyosteliaceae. The record is from RefSeq and is a predicted model, not a curated record. Gene Ontology annotation, biological process: protein import into nucleus.
AUGACAUCUGUUAGUGAUUCAAAUAAUCAAUGGAGUUGUAGUUUUUUAUCAAGAGAUGAAUACAAUCAAUUCAUUGCAACGAAUCCGAUUGGUAUCAUAUUAAAAGCUGAAUUUAAAAUUAGGCAAUUAAAUCAAACCUUAGAAUCAAUUCAAGCCAAAUCUCAAGUUGAAGUUACAAAUUCUCAGCAAUUAUUUCAACAAUUAGAAAAAGAUUAUAUGGAUUCCAAAAAAGAUGUUGAGCAAUUAAAUAAACAAAAUAUUACAAUUAAAAAAGAUUUACAAUCAUUAAAAUUAUCAAUUGAAAGAGAAUCAAAAUCAAAUACAUUAAAUAGAUUUAUAGAUGAAUUACAACAAGAGAAAUCAAAUCUUCAUUCAAUAAUAGAAAGAAAAGAAAAAGAUUUAAAAGAAGAGACAGAAACAGUAUCAAAAUUAACCGAAAGAUUAAAUGAAUUUAUUAAAGAGAAAUCUGAUUUAAAAUCAAAAUUGAUCACUGUAGAGAAUGAAAAUUCAUCAAAUGAAUUCCAAAUUCAACGUUUAAAACAAGAAGUUAAUGAAUUAAGAAAACAAACAACAUUUUUAGAAGAUAGUCAAAAACAAACUACAAAUAAUUUAUUUAAUGAAAUUAAAGAAUUAAAAUCAUUUAAUUUAGAAUUAAAAUUAAAAAAUGAAAAUCAAGCAGAUGAAAUAUUAAAAUUGAAUCAAAUUAAUCAAAAUUUAAAGAAACAAACUAGUGAACUUGAAAAGAAAAAUCAACAAUUGAAUGAAGAGAUUAAAAAGAUUACAACGGAAAAGGUUCAAAUGACAAGUUCAUUCGAGACAGAAUUAAAUUCUCAAAAGAAUUUAGCAUCACUUUACCAAGAGAGAUCAGAGGAAUCUAGUAAAAAGGUGACAUUAUUACAAAAUAGAUUGGAUGCAUUAAAGGAAGCAGAUAAAAAACUUAGAAAGGAACAUGAAGAUGCAUAUCAUAAAAUGGAGGAAGCAUACGAUAUUUUAGAGGCAGACUAUCAAAAAGUGAUAAAGGAAUUUGAUGAAUUUAAACAACAUACCCAAGCCAACGCUCAAAAUCAAUCAUUCAAUGGCGUUGGUUCCUCAUCUGAUUUAUCACAAAUGGAUAUACCAAUACUUUCAGAUACUGUAAAGGAGAGAUUAUCAGAUGCAACCACAUUGGGUAGUCGUGAUGAAUUACGUAGGGAAUUAUUGGAUAUGAUUCAAAGAUAUGAUGAUCUCACAAAGAUUGCAUUGAAUGAAAAGAAAGAGAAACGUUACGUCCAAGAUCAUCUCUCACAUAUCUUGAGAGAGGUCGAAAAGAAGGCACCAUUAAUUCAUGAGCAAAAUCGUGAAUAUCAACGUCUCUUGAAGAGUCAAGAGAAACUCUUAAAUAGUUAUCAACAAUUACAAUCUCAAAAGGAAACAUUAUCAUUAAAAGUCACCACCAUAUCAUCAGAAAAUAAUAAAUUGAAACAAGAGAUAAACGAUCUUCAAAAACAAAUUAGAUGUUUAUUACAAGAAGCUUUGGAAAAGAAACAAUUACAAUCACAAUCACAAUUAAAUAAAUCACAAUUUAAUGGUCAGCAAUCAACAUUAUUUGGAAAUAGUGUAUUAAAUAAUUCAACCUCAACCUCAUCAGAUGAUUCAAUCAUACCAGAUUCAUUAAUUACUUUUACAAACAUUGAAGAACUUCAAUUAAGAAAUCAAGAUCUUCUUAGACAAAUUAGAAUCCUUUCUCAAGAUAUUCAAUCUCAUAAUGAAAAUGAUAAAAAACUUGAAAUGGCUUUGAAAGAAUUGGAUCAUCUUAAGACUGCAAGAGAACGUCAAGCUGAAAUGAUUCAAUCAUUAGUUAAACAAAGAGAUCAUUAUAAAAAUGUAAGUUCUCCAAAUUCUCAACCAAUUAAUCAAGUGGGUAAUAAUAACAACAAUAAUAGCAGUAGUGGUGGUAUGAUGACAUUAUCAGAUUUAUCAUCUUCAACAAAUGGUAUGUUAAAUGAUAGUAGUAUGAAUGGUAGUAUCAAUAAAAAUAAUAAUAAUAAUAAUAGUAUGAAUGAUAGUUUCAAUAAUAGUAUUAAAAAUAAUAAUAAUAAUAAUAAUAAUAAUAAUAAUAAUUCAUUAUUAUCAUCUUCAACAUUAAUUCAACAACAACAAUCAAAUGAAAUUUUAACACAAGAAUUAGAAAAGAUUAAACAAUCAUAUCAAUUACUUCAAAAAGAUUAUGAACAAGUUAUGAAGGAUAGAUCAAUUAGUGAUAAGGAAUUAUUAGGAAAGAUUGAACAAAUGAGAGAACAAAACACUUCAUUAAAGAUUCAAAUCUCACAAAUUCAAAGUGAAAAUACAAUCUUUAAGGAGAGAUUACAAAUUUCAACCGAUAGUGUUAAGAAUCAAUCACAAGAUUUGGAACAAUAUCGUAAAAAGAAUCAAGAAUUAAUGGAUGCCGUUGUUAGACAUCAACAAUCCAUUGAGAAUUUAAAUUCACAACUUUCACGUUCAGAGGAAUUUAAAUCACAAGCUGAACUACGUUUAUCAAAUAUUAAAGGUGAGAAUCAAUUAAUUCGUGCAUCUGAAGAACGUUUAAUUGAAAUGAACAAAACUUUAUCAUUGGAGAAACUUUCAAUUGAAAAUCUAUUGGAUAAAGUUAAUCAAUUGAAUGCCUCAAAAGAAUCCUCAGAGACAGAACUAAGAAGAAGAAUUGAGAAUGAUUUAACUCUUUUGGAAACUCAACGUAUUCAAUUAAAGAAAGAAUUGGAUCAAGAGAAACAACAACAUAAAGAAACCUCAAUAGCAAUGACUCAUCAAAUCAAUGAAUCUCGUGAACGUUUCGAAAAGAAAGAAAAAGAAUUAUCAGAUCUUAAAGAAUCUAUCAUUAAAUUAAAAGUUUCUGAACAAACUUUACUACAAAAGAUUACAUUUUUAGAAAAUCAAUUAAAUCAAUCAGAAUUAAGAUAUAAUACUAUAAUUGAAAGAACUCAAUCAAAUCAAUUAACAAUUUCACCAACUACUUCUUCUACUUUAUCAACUAAUAAUAAUAAUAAUAAUAAUCAACAACAAAAACUACAACAACAACAACAACAACAACAAGAUAAUUUAGAUUUAUCACUUGCUAAAUCUGAAAUUGAAAGUUUAAAGGAUUUAUUAGCACAAGAAAAAGAUAAUAUUGUUCAUUAUAAGAGUAUUGCAAUUUCAAAUGAAAAUGAUUUAUCACAAUUAAAAGAAGAAUAUACAAAAACAAAGGUAGAAUUAGAGGAAAGAUUAAAAGAUGCACAAGCAGAAUUAGCUAAAAGUCAAGAAACUAUUAAAGAACAACAAAUUAAAUUGGAGAAAUUAGAAAACUUCUCUUCAAGCCAUCAAAAGGAUAUUAAUUCAAUCAUUGCAGAGAAGGAUUCAAUUUUGGCUGAAAAACAACAACUCUAUGAAAAGAUUCAACAAUUGACAAAAGAUCAACAAUUGGCAUUGGAUGAAGCUAAAUUACAACAUCAACUUUGUAGAAAAGCAACUGAAAACUAUGAACGUGAGGUUGUGUUACAUGCUGAGGAUAUUAAAGUACUUCCAAAGCUUAGAGAUGAUUUGGUAGAAGCUAGAAAAACCAUUAACCAAAUGCAAAUAAAGAUUGAUUCAAACUCUCAAGAAUUGGAACAAGCCAAACAAUCUUGGAUUCAACAAGAGCAAUUGUUGAAACAACAAAUUCAAGAAUUGGAAGAACGUCUCAAGGAUCUUAAGCAUCAUAAUAAUUUAUUACAUAGUCAAAUUGAGAAUAUUAAUCAACAAACUCAACAAAUUGAUAGAUAUAGUCAAUUAUCAUCAUCAUCAAGUGUUGGUAAUGGUUUGGUUCAAGUUAGUGAGGAUGAAAUUAAUAAUCUCAAGGAAUUGGUUCAAGUUCAAGCAAGAGAACAAAAGAUCACCGAAGUUAAGAAUGAAUCAUUGCAACAAGAGAAUAUUCGUUUGAAAUCAACCAUCGCUGCCAAUCAAAAAGCAAUUGAAACCGUCACAAAGAAACUUCAAGAAGAACAAGAGAAUAUGCGUACUCUUACCGUUAGCACUAGAAAACAUCAAGAGGUGUUGGCUCAAUUAGAACAAAUGAAUCUAUUCAAAGAGAGUAAUAUCAUGUUAAAGGAUGAAACUAGAAAAUUGGGUGCUCAAGUUCAAGAAUUACAAGAGAAAUUAAAACAAUCUCAAGAUCAUCUCUUACCUCUAACCGAAUCCAAUAAGAAACUUUUAGCAGAGAAUCAAAUACUUCACAAUGAAAUCGAGGCCCAAAAGAUUGAAAUCACCAAUUGGUCUGGUAAAGUUCAGAAAUUAUUAAAUAAAUAUCAAUCCAUCGAUCCUGAAGUACAUCAAAAACUUUUGGAAACCAAUGAAACUACAAUUCGUGAGAAUCAAGAAUUAACACAACAAUUGGAGGAUUUGAAGAAACAAUUGGAGGACUUGAAGAAACAAUUGGAGGAUAACAAGAAACAAUAUGAAGACUUAAAGAAACAUACCAAACAUUGGAAAGAAGAAGCUGUAAAAUUCAAAAAAGAUAAAUUAGAAUUGGAUCAAUCGUUAACUCAACAAAAGGAAUUAUUUUCAACCACAAAACAACAAUUGGAUUCAAACACAGCAACCAAUGAACAAACUCUUAAAGAGAAUCAAGAAUUAAGAAAGAAAAUUCAAAUCGCCAACGCAAAUAAACAAGCCAAUAAACAACAAAUUCAACAACAACAGGCAAAUAAUGAAGAAAUUGAAGCAUUAAAGAAACAAUUAGAAGAUACUAGAAAAUUAGCUGAGGAUUAUAAGAAACUAGCUGAUGAUUAUAAAAAAUUAACUGAUGAAGCAAAAUCAAAAUUAAAAGUUUUUGAAUCAAUGAAAAAAGCUUCAGCUUUAAAUAAUGCCAAUAAUAUUAAUAAUAAUAAUAAUAAUACCACUCCAACUGUUGUUUCAACUCCAACUACUCCAACCACUACAAAUAUACUUGCACCACCUGUUACUCCAACCCCUAUAACUCCAACCACUACAACCUCAACUACAAUAAUACCAGCAACCGCCACUAAUAUAGCAACACCAAUCCCACCACCUGUACCAGUUGAACAACCAAAAAAACGUGUCAUAAAAAGGCAACCAACACCUGGAAUGUCUUCAUUUUUAAGUAAUAUGUCAAAUGUUGCAAAUACUACCACAACCACUACUCCAACUACUACCACUGUUACUUCACCUGCCAUUCCAACUACCCCAACCCCAGCAAUCUUUAAACAAACCCCUGUACUUUCACCACAAUCAAUCUCAACCACUGCCACCAUAACACCAACACCAAGUAUUUUCUCUUCACAACCAUCUAUAUUUGGUCAACAAUCAUCAUUAUUUACUCCAACUAUCGCUACUACCAGUACACCAACUCAAAUUACACCUGCAACCAAUACUGAAUCAGUUGGAACAACUUCAACCACUGAUAUUCAACCAGAAUCACCAAUACUUACAAAUGAUGAUUCAAAUAUAAUAGAUGAUGAUGAAAAUGCUGAAGAAUUGGAAGAAUCAGUACAUACAUCAAAGAAACAAAAGAUGGUUGAUGGUUCAACAACUGCAAUCACAAUCUCUGAUGAUGAAGGUGAGAUAGAUGAUUCUAAUGAUACCGAUAAGUUGGAUGAAGAAGGUGAAAUCGAUGAUUCAAUCAACCAAGAUGAUGAAAAUCAAAUGAUUGAUGAAAAUAAUAAUACCAACGAAAGUCAAUCAAUUUCAAGCUCACCAUCUUCAACUCCAAAUACUACUGCCUCAACUAUUGGAGGUGAAUCAACCACCACCACUACUAACAAUAAUAAUAAUAAUAAUAAUAAUAAUAAUAAUAAUAAUAAUAAUAAUAAUAAUAAUAAUAAUACCAAUACUACAAUUCCAACCACUCCAACUCCAAUUCCAACAACAACCACCGUCACGACACCAAACCAACCAAAGAAAAGAUUAAGAUUAAAAACUGCCCAAACACCAAUUCCAUCAAAUAUAUUACCACCAUCUUUAACUCCAACCACUAAAAUCACAAAAAGACCUCCAAUAAGAGUAAAACCUGAAGAUCAAACAACAACCUCAACACCUGACGAAACUGUCGACAAUAAUACUAACGACACAAUAACUCAAGAUAAUCAACCAUCGCAAGAAUAA